Molecule: messenger RNA, 480 nt
Organism: Echinops telfairi (small Madagascar hedgehog)
Lineage: Eukaryota; Metazoa; Chordata; Mammalia; Afrosoricida; Tenrecidae
Gene: MLN
Product: motilin
Exons: 5
Coding region: 1-480 (159 amino acids)
Cellular component (GO): extracellular region
Molecular function (GO): motilin receptor binding; hormone activity
Source: RefSeq, a predicted model, not a curated record
AUGGUGUCCACGAAGGCUGUGGCCGCCCUGCUGGCAGUGCAUGCAGCCGCCCUGCUGGCCUCCCGGACGGAAGCCUAUGUGCCCAUCUUCACCUACAGCGAGCUCCAGAGGAUGGAGGAGCAGGAGCGAGACCGAGGCCACAAGAAAUCCCUGCAGCAGAGGUCAGAGGAGGCGGCGUCCCUGGGCCCCGCAGAGCCCUUGGAGGGAGAGGAAAGCAGACCGCUCAAGCUGACUGCACCCGUGGAAAUUGGAAUGAGGACGAACUCCAGGCAGCUGGAAAAGUACCGGGCCGCCCUGGAAGGGCUGCUGAGAGAGACCACCACGCCGGGCUGGGUGGUGCUCGCUGCAGUCAAUCACCACAGCCUAGCCCCGGUCCUGAGCCCCACUGGGCCUUGCCCUGAUGGAGCAGCUGAGGAAGAAGUCCUGCUGGGGGAAGGAGGAGGCCUGAGCCGGCCGGGCGCCCCCACCCACACGGAGUGA